AUGAAUACGGAACCUGUCAAUAGAUAUUUAGAGUUUAGAAAGACGUCAACAAAGAUAGGCUUAGAAGAAGCACUUGUACAAUUCAAGACUGUUGGACAACCCAAUUGGAAAUUCGAGCUAUUAUGUGAACUAUUUUUUAUUGUAUAUCAAGUGCAAAACGAAACAACAGAAAGGACAAAUGUAGCAAUUCGCAGUUUUAUCAAAUUAUUAAACAGUGAGCCGUUUAUAACUGAACAUAGUAAAUCAAUAGUGGAAACGGUUGAACUGUUUCAAGACGUUGAAUAUCAAGAAACCAGCAUAGGCGUUACAAGAUAUCUGGUCGAAGGUUUAGUCUAUCUGCCUACACGGGCCAUUCUUAUCAAGACACUGAGUAAAAGCAGUGAUGUUUCUAAAGAAAAUACAGUACAUUAUGCUUUAUCUUGUGCCUAUCGUUUAAAUAGUAAAUUUAUGCUGCAAUUAAGUGAAAUGAUGAGCGCACUUGUCGAAGCUAACCCUGAGUAUGCAUGGUCAAUAAGACUAGAGUUGAUGGAGAUGAGAAUAUUGCCAGAUGUUAUCACUAGGAUUACAGCUGUUUACUGUCAAGACGAGAUAAACUUUUUCAACAGCAUCUUUCAGCAAGUGGCAUCUUGGUUCUUGGCUCAAUCGGCUGCUAGUCGUCAGUAUUUUCUAACAAUGAAAAAUCGCAUCAUCUCAGAAAUUGAAAUAUCUUAUGCAAAUGACGAUUAUGCAAGAGUGGCAUCUGCUAUUCGCGCGCUUGCAGGUAUUACCGGAUACUUUGGUGUAAAGCUGAAUGACCAAGAGGUGGAUAUGUUUAUAAACUUGCUAAAUCAAACUGAGUCAGAAAGACUAGUACAGCUUAUAUUGUGCCUUAUACUUAUAACUGCUGAUCAGUUUCUUAAGAAACAGAAAAACUUAUCGGAAGCACUGUGUCGAUUGCUUCAAUGCAAUAUAUCCGAAAUGCCACUACUAAUCCUGGUUUAUUUCGAAACUGACGCUAUAUUUCAAGUUGAAGACACUGUUCGCUCUACAAUAGCUAUGCAAGUGCCAAUACCUAGAUUUGGUCUCUUUGAAAUCCAAAAGCUAUUUAGAUCUUUAAAAAACUCUGAUUUGACAGGAGGUACCGUAGAUGAUCUGAGUGCUCAUAUCCUAGCAGCACAGUGUAUUCGGGAGGCCUGA
Messenger RNA from Rhizopus microsporus ATCC 52813, 1176 nucleotides. RefSeq lists its product as uncharacterized. Bases 1 to 1176 code for a protein of 391 amino acids. Gene Ontology annotation, cellular component: integrator complex. The record is from RefSeq and is a predicted model, not a curated record. Lineage: Eukaryota; Fungi; Mucoromycota; Mucoromycetes; Mucorales; Rhizopodaceae. The transcript is spliced from 12 exons. Gene Ontology annotation, biological process: snRNA 3'-end processing.